UUUCUUCUUCCUUCUCAGUUUGGUGGACAAUAAAAAAACUUAGCCCUUUUAGAGAGAGAGAGGGAGAGAAAGAGAGGAGAGAGAGAGACUUGGACAACUCAUCAGUUGCUGCGGCUCAAAGAGAGAUCGAGAUCGAGAUCCACACGACGGAGAAGAGAGCUCUCACGGAUAUGGGAUCUCAGCUCCCUCAGUAUUGCUGCCGUUUCGUCUUCUACUGUCACUCCCAGAAUAGCAACUACUUUUCCUGAUAGAUUUAUCCGCGCGAAGCUACAUUUUCUCGGAAACUUACACUCUCUCAGGAUUUGAUACUAUUACGUUUCAACAUAGUGUCUGUGGUGCUCAUUGAUCAACUUACUCUGGUUUUCUUCUCAAGUAGCUGAAAUGGGUUCGAGAUACCCAUCUCACCAGCUCGGCAAUGGGCUAUUCGUGUCUGGUCGGCCUGAGCAACCCAAAGAAAGGCCUCCAACAAUGAGCUCAGUAGCCAUGCCUUACACGGGGGGCGAUAUUAAGAAAUCAGGAGAGUUGGGGAAGAUGUUUGAUAUUCCAACAGAUGGGACUAAGUCAAGGAAGUCUGGUCCCAUAUCCGGUGCUCCUUCAAGGUCGGGCUCAUUUGCAGGGACUGCACAAUCAGGUCCAGGCGCUCCUAUUGCCGCUGGUCGUAUGUCUGGUUCUUUAGCUUCUGCUGGGUCAGUUUCAAUGAAGAAAACGAAUUCUGGACCUUUAUCUAAGCACGGAGAGCCUUUAAAGAAAUCAUCUGGCCCGCAAUCUGGUGGCGUAACACGGCAAAACUCUGGUCCUAUCCCUGUUCUUCCAGCUACAGGUCUCAUAACCUCUGGGCCUAUUACAUCAGGACCUCUGAAUUCAUCUGGGGCCCCUAGAAAGGUUUCUGGUCCUCUAGACUCUUCUGGCUCGAUGAAAACACAUAUGUCUUCUGUUGUCCACAACCAGGCAGUAACUACACUUGGUCCUCAAGAUGACUUUUCCUGCUUGAAGAGCUUCCCAAAGCCUGUGUUGUGGUUGGUUGUUCUUAUAUUUGUCAUGGGGUUCCUUGCCGGAGGCUUCAUUCUUGGUGCAGUUCACAAUCCAAUUCUCCUCAUCGUUGUCGCGAUCAUGUUUACAGUUGUUGCUGCGCUUUUUAUUUGGAAUAUUUGUUGGGGGAGACGUGGUAUCACUGAUUUCAUUGCUCGUUAUCCUGAUGCUGACCUUAGAACUGCCAAAAAUGGUCAAUACGUGAAGGUCACUGGGGUGGUUACUUGUGGUAAUGUGCCGCUUGAGUCAUCCUUUCACAGAGUUCCCAGAUGUGUGUACACAUCCACAUGCCUAUAUGAGUAUCGUGGAUGGGGUUCGAAACCAGCGAAUUCUUCACACCGUUGCUUCACAUGGGGGCUGAGAUCAUCAGAGAGACAUGUGGUGGACUUUUACAUAUCGGAUUUCCAGUCAGGGCUCAGAGCCUUGGUCAAAACCGGAAACGGUGCAAAGGUAACACCUCUUGUAGAUGAUUCUGUUGUCAUCGAUUACAAGCACGGAAGCGAGCAAGCAUCUCCAGAUUUUGUUCGGUGGUUAAGGCAGAAGAAUCUAUCGAGCGAUGAUCGAAUAAUGCGGCUUAAAGAAGGGUAUAUAAAAGAAGGAAGCACUGUGAGUGUGAUUGGAGUGGUGCAGAGAAACGACAAUGUGUUAAUGAUAGUGCCGUCAUCUGAGCCACUUGCAGCUGGUUGGCAAUGGAGGAGAUGCACAUUCCCAACAAGCCUUGAAGGAAUCGUAUUGAGAUGUGAGGAUUCAUCUAACGUUGAUGCAAUACCGGUUUAAGUCGUCAUCAUCAUCAUCCAUCAUCAUCCAUCAUCAUCAAUGUGUGGGUUCAUUAAAUAUUUUUUCAUGAAUCUGGAAAAUUCCUGGUGGGUACGUUUGGUGGUGGGUGGUUGGUUUGGUUGUAGUGUUUCUUUUUUUUUUUUGUCUUCUUUCAUUAUUCUCUUUAAAUCUAUAUUUUUUGUUCUCCGAGUUAUUACGUUUAGGAUGAUGGUGAUGGUGGUGGGUGUGGGUGUGGUUUCAUAUUCGUAAGAUGAGUUAAUUGUUUUCAUCUUCUUUGCCUUUUGGUUUGUAUAGCUCUUCAAGUCAAUUCUUUUUUCGAUAGAACUUGUGUACUUACUCAAGGUGUUGUGUAUGUUAUGUUAAAACAAAACUCACUUUGGUGUUCUUUUGAAACCUAA
Molecule: messenger RNA, 2204 nt
Organism: Eutrema salsugineum
Lineage: Eukaryota; Viridiplantae; Streptophyta; Magnoliopsida; Brassicales; Brassicaceae
Exons: 5
Coding region: 382-1806 (474 amino acids)
Source: RefSeq, a predicted model, not a curated record